AUGGAGGGGACGACCACGGCCGCUGAGGCCUACCAGUACGUCGGGCCAUAUAGAUUGGAGAAAACGCUUGGAAAAGGACAAACGGGUCUCGUAAAACUCGGCGUGCACUGCGUGACUGGUAAAAAGGUGGCCAUCAAAAUUAUCAAUCGAGAAAAACUUAGUGAAUCUGUACUUAUGAAGGUGGAACGAGAAAUAGCUAUUAUGAAACUUAUUGAACAUCCGCAUGUACUCGGUCUAUCAGACGUCUAUGAAAAUAAGAAAUAUUUAUAUCUAGUGUUGGAGCAUGUCAGCGGAGGAGAACUCUUCGACUACUUAGUGAAGAAAGGCAGACUUACGCCGAAAGAGGCCAGGCGGUUCUUUCGACAAAUAAUAUCAGCGCUAGAUUUUUGUCACAGUCAUUCUAUAUGUCAUCGUGAUCUCAAACCAGAAAACUUAUUAUUAGAUGAGCGGAAUAAUAUUAAAAUAGCCGAUUUCGGCAUGGCUUCCUUACAACCCGCUGGAUCACUACUGGAGACCUCGUGUGGGAGUCCACACUACGCCUGCCCUGAAGUUAUAAGGGGAGAAAAAUACGAUGGAAGGCGUGCAGAUGUGUGGUCCUGUGGUGUUAUUCUAUACGCGCUGCUGGUCGGCGCUUUACCGUUCGAUGACGAUAACUUACGACAGUUACUGGAAAAGGUGAAAAGGGGAGUAUUUCAUGUGCCACAUUUUGUACCGCCCGACUGUCAGCAGCUGUUGAGGGGGAUGAUAGAAGUCAACCCUGAAAAAAGAAUGACGUUAGCAGACAUAACCCGUCAUCCGUGGGUAACAGCUGGAGGCAGAGGGGAAUUAGAACAGGAAUUACCUAUGAUGGAGGUCGUCCAAACCAGAGUUCUACCUUCCGCUGAAGCAAUUGACCCUGAUGUUCUGCAAGCUAUAUGCAGUCUCGGCUGCUUCAAACAUAGGGACAAACUUAUACAGGACCUUCUAAGUCCACAUCACAACACCGAGAAGGUCAUAUACUUCCUGCUACUGGAACGUAAGCGCCGCCGCCCCGCUAGAGACGACGAGCCGCGCCCGCCCUCCGCCCUCCCCGCCGCGCCGUCGGACCCCCCUCGCAAGAGACUCGACACUUGCCGGGUGAAUGGUCAAUCGGCGCAUUUCGGACAAAUUAGCGAAGGUUCGCCGAUAACUCCCAGACGGUCACAGUUUAGGUCUUCAUCAAGUCGUCGAAGUGAAGGUCGCAGUUCACCACAAUUAUCUGCCAGUCCUCCGGGUCACACGCCCCAUCGUGUGUCUUCACUAGGUGGUACCCCGGCGACGCCUGGAUCGCCUUUAGCGUCGCCGUCUGUACGUGAACAUCACCAUCAGAGAGCAAACUCCACCGGACCGACUAUUAGUCUAAAUAUAAGUGGAGAGCCAGGUGAAGCGGUUAUAAUAAUAAACGAGUCGCCGAUGAUGACCCCAUCAGUGGCUGUGAGACCCCAUAGCCCUUCGCAAUCACAUAGAGUGCGAGAAAGGUCAUCCCUUCCCGGGCCAGGUUCUACUCAAACUCCACCUCAGACGUCUCUAUUUCCUAACUUAGCUAAUAUACCCGGUAUCCCCCCAGCGAGCCCGGGCGCGGCGGCCCCCUGGCGCGCGCGCCUGGCCACCAUCAAGAACUCCUUCCUGGGCUCGCCGCGCUUCCACCGCAGGAAAAUGCAGGCGUCUUCCGAAGAAGUACACCUAACUCCCGAAUCGUCCCCGGAACUAACGAAGCGUUCCUGGUUCGGUUCUCUUUUACUAUCAGCGGAUAAAGAGGAAACCUUCACCGCUCUCGUCAAGGGAAAGCCUUUAGCGACGGUCAAAGCGGAUUUGAUACACGCUUUCUUGAGUAUAGCCGAGCUAUCCCACAGCGUGUUGAGUCCUAUGUCUUUUCGAGUGGAGUACAAGAGAGGUUCAAACGCGCCUGCCAUGUUCCAGAGACACGUCCGCUUUCAGGUCGAUAUAUCGACAAUAACGAAAGCGCCGGGUGAAAACGGGAAGGAAUACUUGUAUGCUAUCACCUUUACGCUGUUAUCGGGCAACAUCCGGCGCUUCCGGCGCGUGUGCGAGGUGGUGCAGGCGGCGGUGUGCCGCGCGCCCGGCGCCGCCCGCCUCGCGCCGCCGCACCCGCCCGACGCGCGGCCCUCCCGCCGCGCCCUGCCCGCGCACGCGGCUUCGGAAAUUCCGGAUAGUCCAGAAACGCCCCACCAGCAGUCCGACCACGAUAGCGACUCGUCUGUCUUUGACACAGUCAAGAGCCCCACCAGUCAUACGUCUAUAGACCAAUUAGACCAGAACGGAACCCAUCCUCUCGGAUCUAGUUCGUCAGUCACGAGCGGUUCCAGUGGAUACAAACAAACCGUGCGGCGCCGCGCCGCCGAGCCGGCCUCCGCCUCCCUCGACCACGAGAUCAUGAGCUGCGGCCGCGACCUGCCGGGUACUCACACGAAACGCUCAUCGUCCGAAUGUCGGGACACAACCUCCUCGCCCCGCCGAGGACUCGAGUCCCGAGAAAGUUCGAUCAAAGACGAACUACGAAGGAACAACUCGCUCAGGGAAUCCCGCCGGGACUUUUCCCGGGAUCCCCCCACAACUUCCAUCGCGUGAUUUCAAUUCGGGUGGGUUAAAGCGUCUUUGUAAUGUUAAAGGUUGUCCGGGACUGAAUCUGUGUAAUUUUCUUUAAAUCUAAAUUCGUUUAAAUUAAUUAAUUCGUCUUAAUAUUAAAACUAUAUAAUUUUAUGC
Molecule: messenger RNA, 2742 nt
Organism: Melitaea cinxia (Glanville fritillary)
Lineage: Eukaryota; Metazoa; Arthropoda; Insecta; Lepidoptera; Nymphalidae
Gene: sff
Product: serine/threonine-protein kinase BRSK2
Exons: 24
Coding region: 1-2607 (868 amino acids)
Biological process (GO): protein phosphorylation; intracellular signal transduction; microtubule cytoskeleton organization
Cellular component (GO): cytoplasm
Molecular function (GO): ATP binding; protein serine/threonine kinase activity; tau-protein kinase activity
Source: RefSeq, a predicted model, not a curated record